UGUCCCUCUGUCCCGCAGCUGUCGUUGGCCAAGGCCUGCGCGAACGGAGGCCAGCUGGGCCUGGAAGGGAAGGUCUCCGACGGGACUGUGCGCCAGCUCUUCCAGGCCUCCCGCGCCGUCAGCAAGCAGCAGGUCUUCUCCGUGCAGAAGGGACUCAGCGACACGAUGAGGUACAUCCUGAUUGACUGGCUGGUGGAGGUCGCCACCAUGAAGGACUUCACAAGCCUGUGCCUGCACCUGACCGUGGAGUGCGUGGACCGGUACCUGCGGAGGAGGCUUGUGCCCCGGUACAGGCUCCAGCUGCUGGGCAUCGCCUGCAUGGUCAUCUGCACCCGGUUCAUCAGCAAAGAGAUCCUGACGAUCCGAGAGGCAGUUUGGCUCACAGACAACACGUACAAGUAUGAGGACCUGGUGAGGAUGAUGGGAGAGAUCAUCUCUGCCCUGGAAGGGAAGAUUCGAGUCCCCACUGUGGUGGAUUACAAGGAUGUCCUGCUGACACUGGUGCCCACGGUCCCGCGAACUCAGCACCUGUGCAGCUUCCUGUGCGAGCUGUCCCUCCUGCACACCAGCCUGGCCGCCUAUGCCCCAGCCCGUCUGGCGGCGGCCGCCCUGCUGCUCGCGAGGCUGACCCACGGACAGACGCAGCCCUGGACCACGAGGCUGUGGGACAUCACCGGGUUCUCCUGUGAAGACCUCACCUCCUGUGUCCUGAGCCUUCAUCAGAAGUGCUUCCACGACGACGCCCCCAAGGACUACAGGCAAGUCUCUCUGACCGCCGUGAAGCAGCGAUUCGAGGACAAGCGCUACGAAGCAAUCAGCCAGGAAGAGGUGCUGAGCUAUGGCCAGCUGUGCGCGGCGCUGGGCGUGAAGCAGGGCAGCCCGGAGCCCACGUCCUUCCUCAGCGCGGGGGACGUUCAGGCCUUCCUCAGCUCUCCGUCAGGAAGGAGAGCCAAGCGGAAGCGGGAGAACAGCCUGCAGGAGGACAGGGGCAGCUUCGUCACCACGCCCACCGCCGAGCUGUCCGGCCCGGAGGACGUGCUGCUCGGCAGCUUCCUGGACUGGAGCCUGGACUACUGCUCCGGCUACGAGGGCGACCAGGAGAGCGAAGGCGAGAAGGAUGGCGACGUGACCAUGCCCAGCGGUGUCCUCGACGUCACCGUGGUCUAUCUAAACCCAGAACAGCACUGCUGCCAGGAAUCGAGCGACGAGGAGGCCUGCCCGGAGGACAGCAGACGCCAGGAUGUGCGCACCUACGCACCAGGCCCCCAGACGCCUCCGAGCCCGGAGCCCCAGCCUCUGCUCCGCGGCAGGAGGGAGCCAGGCAAGGACAGCGUGACCUCAGGCUACUCGUCCAUCUGCAGCGCGAGUCCCACAGACUCGGUGGGCGGUGUCUUGGGGGCCCCUCCCCGAUCUACCUCAGUGCCGUCCCCCGGCAGCGACUCAGGCACACAGCCUUGCCGCCGGCACGCCAAGAAGCCAUGUUUACAGUGUCGCUCUCCCAGCCUCCCGGAGAGCAGCGCCCCCCAGCAACAGGUAAAGAGGAGAAAUCUGCCCGUCCACAGCGAGGAGGAGGGCACCGAGCACGAGGCGAGGGGCCUGAGCCCGGCCUGCUGAGCCCCUGGCUGUCCACACUGGCUGCGGGGACCGCCACUGCGCUAGGGAGCCUGGGGCUCCGGAGGUGGGCGCCGCGGGCACCCCAGAGGCUCUCACACAGGGAACCGAGAAGGCCGGGGACACGAAGUUUCCUCCUCUGGGGCGGCCCCACACGGGCUGCCAGAAUGUCUAUGUCAGAACAGAAACUCCAGUUCUUCCCUUUGGAAGGUUUAGCCUCAAAGUCCUCAUGCCGCGUGCUGUGAAGCCCCUUUGUCCCUUCUUGUGUCCUGCUCUCUCUGGGGAGCCUGAGAUCUCCCCAGCCCCGCUGAGCCACAUCCCGGGAACUGACGGCGUGAGCAGGCGGGCUGGCGUGGCUCACCCCCCCGCAUCUGGGGGGCUCGGGUGACCGGGGGAGCCGACCUCUCCGAGCGCACGCACCACCGUCCCGUCCCCGCCUCGGCUCCCUCCCUCCCUGGGUGGCAGGUCCCCUGCUGAGGGAGCCCUGCUCUGCACACCGCCGAGGCCUGCACGUGACCACCAGGUGGGCAGGGCCUUGCCGGUCUUGGCCCUAGCAUUCCUGCCUGCCAUGCUUCCACCUCCUUUUAGAGCCCCGUCUCUUCCCGCAGAGUGAUUUGUCUGUGUCCCCAGCAGGUGGUGCCCACCUGAAUGCCUCUCUUUGCACUGAGUUUCCAGGCCAUUUCUUUUCGUCUUUAUUUCCAUCCUUUGUGUUUCUAAGAUGGAAAUAAAAAGUAAAGAUAGAA
Molecule: messenger RNA, 2354 nt
Organism: Suricata suricatta (meerkat)
Lineage: Eukaryota; Metazoa; Chordata; Mammalia; Carnivora; Herpestidae
Gene: CCNF
Product: cyclin F
Exons: 9
Coding region: 166-1614 (482 amino acids)
Biological process (GO): mitotic cell cycle phase transition; regulation of cyclin-dependent protein serine/threonine kinase activity
Cellular component (GO): cyclin-dependent protein kinase holoenzyme complex; centrosome; cytoplasm
Molecular function (GO): cyclin-dependent protein serine/threonine kinase regulator activity
Source: RefSeq, a predicted model, not a curated record